CAUCAUCAGAGGGGGCGGAGUCUUUGUGUAUGUAUGUGAGGAUGUUUUAUCAGUGUGACCCAGCUGUGCCAUACUACUGAUACACAGAGAGACUUUCGUGACUCUGUGUGUGUGCUGGCAUGAGGUGUGAUCUGCUUUUAUUGAAGGUUUUUCUCUCUGUGGUGAGCAGUGAGAUGAUGGAGAUUCAGGCUGUUUGUCCUCACAUGUGUUCCUGUAAAGGUACUGUGGUAGACUGCAGUAAACGUGACUUGACCACGGCCACCCUGCCGUCCUCAUUCCCUCCUCAUACAUCUGAACUCCACCUGAAUGACAAUCACCUCACAUCACUGCCCAACAGCCUGCUGGACUCGCUGCCGUCCCUUCAUCUGGUCGUUCUUCACGGUAACCCGUGGUCGUGUGACUGUGGCAUCCUCUAUCUGAGAGGAUGGCUGCUGAAACAGAGGAACGAUGCUUUGAUACAGAACGUCACCUGUAUGUCUCCAGCACACCUGAAGGGUCGUCUUGUGGUUUAUCUGGUGGAGGAGGAGGUGUUGGAGUCGUGUAGGUAUUGGCUGUGUAAUUUAGCUCUGGCAUCUCAAAUCAGUCUCUUCAUCUUCAUCAUUGUCCAAGCUCUUCUGCUGGCCUUUGUCAUCUUCUUCCUCCGCCGUUUUGAGCGACUUACCAAAGAGGCUCGUCGGACGGCUGCAGAGACAUUUGCACCUGAAGAUGAUGCUCAUAGUAAUGAAUAUGUCAUGUUGAAAGACAGAAGAAUGUAGGUUGUGGGUCACAGACUUGUAUGAUAAAGCCAUGAUGAUGUAAUCCUUUUGCACGAUUUAUUUGAAUAUAUCAUGUAAAGCAUUCAUUAUAUGACAACAUGCUUUUUCUUACAUGCUUAAUGCAGUUUAAACAAGCAAAGUGAGGUUUUAUAAUGGAUUUACUGUACAAUUAAAUAAGGAAAAUUGUUUUUACUUUUUUGCACUUUUGUAAACUGUUAACUGAUCAGUUGGUGAAAUUGAUCUAAACAACUCUGGUCCAUAUUUACACGUGUAUGAAGUGUGUUACAUGUCUUCUGCAAUGUCACCCAAACACUUCUACAGUAUAUCACUUUUUAUCCAGGUCAUGACUUAUAAAUAAUGUAAGCUAUGUACAGUGUAAAAAAUUCUUUGCUUCCUUAAUUUUUUUUGUUGAAUCAACUCAGAUUUACUCUUGAAAGAGAUGAGUUGCAACAAAUUAUAAAAUGAAGUGGACUUCUUUCAAUAAUAUGUUUUAACAACUCAUCUCAAGAUAAAUAGGCAUAAUAGUAAGUUGACAUGACUUGUAAAUCUGAGUUGAUUCAACAAAAAAAAUUAAAGGGAGCCAAGUAUUUUUUACAGUGUACGUUUUCUGUAAAGUACAGUGCUAUAUAAAUAAAGUUUAACUUUACUUUAAGCAUAGACAAGUUCAUUAAAUAACUCGCUGCCCUAAACAUUUUGAAUUUGCUUUGUUAAACAAACAAAUAACUUAAAGUUAAAUGUACUUAGAAUUGUUGAACUGAACGUAAAACAUCUAAUUCCAGUAAUACAUUUCCUGUCUACAAAUAGUCAGUUAACAUGAUAAACUUUAUUUCAUAUGACUUAUUUUAACAUAGUUUUACAAAACUUAAUGAUGGGUGAUUUUGAAACACUGCUUCAUGAAGCACUGAAACCAUAGACUGUAAAAAAUGAUGGACGAUGCAACGCCACUUCCAUUCUAAUGAACUGAACGUAAAAUGUACGACGAUGGGCGCUAACAUGUUAAGCAAAAACAUCAGUUUGAAGCCAGGACAUGCGCAGACGGAGCCGCGGUAUCAAACUUACGCCCCAAACACUCGCAUGCCCAAUUUAAAGCAACACUAAAGACUUAUUGCUCUUUGCUCCCCCUACAGGUUAAAAGCAUAAUUGUUCAUUACCACUGUCGUAAAUACUGCAGCAUAGCUGGCUCUGAUUGGAUUGUAGGUCUGCCGUAAAGCAAGUUUUUGUAGUUUUCACUCGAACUACAGGACCACUACCCGACGGUUGGAAACUUCUUUAGUGCGGUUUUGGCCGAUAAAGGGCUGCAAAGCGAAUGUGAAAGUGCCGUUCACCCUGUUUCGAGUGGAUGAACCACUGAAACUUUUUUGGAAACGUUAUUUUAAGGUAAAAAAAAACCUCUUUGGUGUUGCUUUAACCACGCCCUUGAACCAUGCCCCUUGAAUGUCAAUCAUAACGACACGCCCCGUUUCUAUAGCAUCAAAUUACUAGCUAAAAACUGAACAUAUAUCAGCGUGAUAACAAGGAUCUUUCUGAACCUUUUAUUGGAAGUAUAAUAAUUUUUUUUUAUUUUGACCCGAUUCCCAUUUGUUUGCAUGAAGAGGGCGAGGUUUACGACUUGUACUGCAUCCAGCCAGCCACCAGGGGGCGAUCAAAGAGCCGGAGCAGCUUCCCUUUGUAGGAUGUAUGCAACAGUAUCUGUCUGCGUCCUGCAAGACGGAGGCUUGAGUCAGACAGACCCGACUCGAUGUAUGAGGCACCAUAGAUAUGUAUAAUAAAGGCUAGAUGUGUUAAGGCGGAGUCUCUAAAUCAUUACCUGGCGGCCAUCUUACCACAGGGAGCUCGCUCACUCGGAGCAUUGAGUUUUAAUGGUGCAGGUACUUUUAAAUGACCAUAACUUGCUCAAUUUUCUACCGAUUUUCAAAUGGUUUUCACCAGUAAGGGUUAAAAUAGAAUGUGUGAAAGCUGUCCCCUGUCCUCCUGUACUGAAUGACACUGGUUUGUUGCUCAUAGGACAUUUUACAAAAAAGCUAUUACAAAAACACCGCUCAUCAAGUUAUAAGGAAAAACAAGAAAACCUGCACUUUCCCCACGGUCCCUUACUUGCGGCUCCGCCAAGAGAGCGCUUUUCCAGCACAAUUGAGAUUGCGACGGCUUCUGCGGGUCAGUGGUUAUUAUAUCGACAGAAACCAAUGUUAAUGAAGGUUGUGAAACAUUAUCAGCUUUGCUCUUUUAAUAAAUAUUUUUUAUUUCGGGCUCAUUGCCGUUCAGUACUGAAUGUGUCACGAAUAUCCAAAACAAAACUAACUUUACUUCGCUCUAAAAGCGACACGUACACGCGUAUUAACAACAAAAUAACUGUAUGUAAACUUAUCAGCAUGAAAUUCAGACUUUUUGCUUUAAAGGGCCAUUUCAUCGAUAGGAACAUUAAUCUUUGUUGAAAGUGGGUCAUAUUUGUAGUCGAAAUGUAACAUAAAUUUAGAAUUUUGUGCCUAUUUGACCGAGAAAAGACAGAACGUGACUUUACAGCACAUUUGUAUGAAAAACUACAACUCCCACUAUGCACCACAAUGCACAGCUCUGCAAGCCACUCCCAUUAAACGGAACACGGCUUAGAUAUGAUAUUGUGUACAUAAAUGCCACCACAUUAAUAAAACAAAGAAAAUAGCCACCACUGUGU
This is a messenger RNA of Misgurnus anguillicaudatus (oriental weatherfish), 3426 nucleotides long. RefSeq names its product glycoprotein Ib platelet subunit beta (gene gp1bb). The record is from RefSeq and is a predicted model, not a curated record. NCBI's taxonomy places the organism in Eukaryota, Metazoa, Chordata, Actinopteri, Cypriniformes, Cobitidae.